AUGGUCUCAGAGCCAGUGUGGGAUUCAUUAUUGGCGGUAUCAAUGGCAUCCAUGAACAAGCCACCGACGCAUGCAGUCAUCCAAGGGCCGCUGGUUCGAGACCUACAGUCAGAUAUAACUAAAGCUGCAUUCUUGCAUGCACUGAAUGCGACAAGAACUUGCAUCUUAGAUACCCACGGCGCUUGGUCAUCGCAACGGGGCGUUGAUACAGAGCUUUAUGAGGCUCUCAGCUCAUAUGUUGUCGGCAGGGACUUCAACUCUGCGAUCUACUGGCUCUUUGUGAGAUUAGGUAAGUACAUAUUCACAUCAUCCUUCACGAAGGAAGAAUUUGAGAGCUCAUUGGUUCCAGAUCUUGGAGCUGCUUUAGCCACAGAUACCAAUCUUCAAAUUCCCCUUCCUCCCCUGCCUCCAUACGUCGCGGAUGAAGAUACGGAAACAGAUCCAUUUGCAUUAAGCUUCUGCUAUGCAAACCGCCCUCUUUGGGCCUGUGCGCGGGCCAUAGAGUUCAUGCAUGAUGAAGACCCAUCACUGCAGUGCCCCCCGCUUCACACGUGGAUGCAACUGGUGGAAGAGCUCGACAAUUGGUAUCAAGAACGGCCGCAAGGGUUUCAGCCUAUGCUUGAACUUGACGUAGAUAAUCACCUCGAGAUGGCACAAGGAUUCCCGGUAGUUUUGUUUGCAAAUGGAGCGGGUGUUUUCAGCAACCAACUCUACCAUACAGCCAUGCUGCUAUUACUGCAUAGCCGGCCACGCACUGCGCGCAUCGCGCACUUGCGUUCUGCGACAAUGUCUCCACUGUGGCAUGCCCAGAGGAUAUGCAGCAUUGCUCUGAACAAUGAGAGGCGUGAAUGCUGGGAUCCAUGUCUGCUGGCAUCGUUUCUGACUGCCGCUCAGCGCAUGACCCAUGAGACACAGCAGCAAGAAGUCCUCCUUGGCCUGUCUAACAUUCAGAAGGUAACUGGAUGGGACGUCGGUGAAUUGUUGCAUGGGCUAAGAGAGAGUUGGGGAUUUCUUGAAUCUUAA
This is a messenger RNA of Penicillium verhagenii, 1023 nucleotides long. RefSeq lists its product as uncharacterized. Gene Ontology annotation, biological process: positive regulation of transcription by RNA polymerase II. Bases 1 to 1023 code for a protein of 340 amino acids. The record is from RefSeq and is a predicted model, not a curated record. Gene Ontology annotation, cellular component: nucleus. Lineage: Eukaryota; Fungi; Ascomycota; Eurotiomycetes; Eurotiales; Aspergillaceae. Gene Ontology annotation, molecular function: DNA-binding transcription factor activity; transcription cis-regulatory region binding. The transcript has a single exon.